Alnus glutinosa is the source of this 3601-nucleotide messenger RNA. RefSeq lists its product as uncharacterized. The transcript has 25 exons. Bases 208 to 3309 code for a protein of 1033 amino acids. Gene Ontology annotation, molecular function: ATP binding; ATP hydrolysis activity. The record is from RefSeq and is a predicted model, not a curated record. Gene Ontology annotation, cellular component: mitochondrial outer membrane. NCBI's taxonomy places the organism in Eukaryota, Viridiplantae, Streptophyta, Magnoliopsida, Fagales, Betulaceae.
CACUCGGUUUCACUCCCACUGCCCCUGCCCGGCGCCCCCAGUCACUCACAGAAGCCCAUCUUAUCUCCCUUCCGUCCCAAAUGGACCUCUCGCGCCUUCUUUAGCUCUUUGUGCCGUUCCUUUUCUCUCUUCAGUGUUUAGGCACGGUCCAAAUCUAGGGUUUCGCAGAACCUAUUAAAUAAGGUAGUAGAAAAUUAAGAGGUAACGAUGUAUGCAAGGAGAAUAAAGUGCAGACAUCAGAGAUGGGGGUUAGCUUUUCAGCCUUCCAAAGAUUUGAGUAGGCCAAACUGUGUAGAACAUGCUUCUUCUCAAUCUUUGAGUCGUACACCUUUAGCAAGAAGCCACUCUUCACAUAAUAGUUUGAUUAGAAGACAUUUGUUAGAUUCUAUUACACCUAGGGGUCUUGCUGGUGGUAGUAGUUACAGUAGCUUCCAUGGGAGGCUUGCAACGUGUUUAAAGAGCAGACAGUUACGUGUCUAUAGUUCUGAAGGCGAUGGAAGGAACACAAGUGAGGAUGAACAUAUACCCAUUAAAGAUGGGAGUAACUUUGAUAAGGGAAAGACUUGGCGAGAAAAAGUUAGCGAAGAUGUGAGGCGUUCUGAUGCGCAUGCUCGGCUUGGGGAACAGGAUCAGAAAGAGUGGCUUAAAAGUGAGAAGCUUGCUAUUGAGAGUAAGAAGAAGGAAUCUCCUUUUCUGACCAGACGUGAGAAGUUCAGAAAUGAGUUUUCGCGGAGGAUUGUUCCGUGGGAGAAGAUAUCAGUAUCAUGGGACACAUUUCCUUACCACAUUCAUGAACACACCAAAAAUACUUUGGUGGAAUGUGCCGCUUCUCAUUUGAAACAUAAGAAGUUCACUGCUUCUUAUGGUGCUCGGUUGACGUCUUCAAGUGGGAGAAUAUUGCUUCAGAGCAUUCCAGGCACUGAACUUUACCGAGAGAGAUUAGUGAGAGCACUUGCACGUGAUCUACAAGUUCCCCUACUGGUGCUUGACAGCAACGUUCUCGCUCCUUAUGAUUUUGGUGAUGAUUUUGCAUCAGAGUGUGAAUCAGAUGAUGAAGAUGCAGAAUCUGGGGAGGAGUGUACUUCGGAAUCGGAGGUUGAGGAUGAGAAUGAUGCGAGCAAUGAAGAAGAGUGGACUAGCAGUGGUGAGGCAAGUGCUCAUGGUAGUGAUAUUGAUGAAGUUGAUGUGCAAGCAACUGCUGAAGCAGCCCUCAAGAAGCUUAUUCCCUACAACCAUGAAGAGUUUGAAAAGAGGGUCUCUGGAGAAGUUGAGAGUUCCUCUGAGUCCUCAAAUUCUGAGGCUGUCGAGUCUUCUGAUAAAUCCAAACAGCCGCUAAAGAAAGGUGAUCGGGUGAAAUACAUUGGGGCUUCUGUAUGUAUUGAAGCAGAUAACAGGAUCAUAUUGGGGAAGAUACCAACAUCUGAUGGUCUGACAAAUGCUUAUACCAUUAUUCGUGGCAGGCCUUUAUCAAAUGGUCAACGUGGAGAGGUAUAUGAGGUGAGUGGUGAUCGAGUUGCUGUCAUUUUGGACAUUGAUGAAAAAAAUGCUAAUGAAGGAGAGGAGGAUAAGCUCCAAGAGCCUUCAAAACCUCCAAUUUAUUGGAUAGAUGUUAAGGAGAUAGAGCAUGAUCUUGACACUCAGGCAGAAAAUUGCUAUGUUGCAAUAGAGGCUUUAUGUGAGGUUUUGAGAACCAUGCAACCCCUCAUUGUCUAUUUUCCAGAUUCUUCUGAAUGGUUGUCUAGGGCAGUUCCCAAGUCAAAACGAAAGGAGUUUGUCCAUAAGGUGCAGGAAAUGUUUGACUUAUUAUCAGGUCCAGUUGUUUUGAUAUGUGGGCAGAACAAAGCUGAAUCGGGGUCAAAGGAGAAAGAGAAAUUUACAAUGAUACUUCCAAAUUUUGGGCGCCUUGCUAAGCUGCCUCUCCCUUUAAAGCAUCUUACCGAGGGUCUUAAGGCAACAAAGAGAUCCGAUGAUAACGAAAUAUAUAAGCUCUUCAAUAAUGUUUUGUGCAUACACCCCCCCAAGGAGGAGGAUAUCCUUAGAACAUUCAAUAAACAGGUUGAAGAAGACAGGAGGAUUGUGAUAACACGAAGCAAUUUGAAUGAAUUGCAUAAGGUUCUUGACGAACAUGAGCUGUCAUGCAUGGACCUAUUGCAUGUAAAUACAGAUGGUGUGAUAUUGACAAAAAGAAAAGCUGAGAAAGUUGUUGGCUGGGCUAAAAAUAAUUACUUGUCGAACUGUCCACUUCCAUUGAUAAAGGGGGAAAGAUUGUAUCUACCACGUGAAAGCCUUGAAAUAUCAAUUUUGAGGUUGAAGGAGCAAGAAGCUUUAUCUCGAAAGCCCUCACAAAGUUUGAAGAACAUUGCAAAGGAUGAAUAUGAGAGCAACUUUGUUUCAGCAGUGGUACCCCCUGGUGAAAUUGGUGUCAAGUUUCAGGAUAUAGGUGCUUUGGAAGAUGUGAAGAAGGCACUAAAUGAACUUGUCAUUCUUCCAAUGAGGAGACCAGAGCUGUUUUCUCAUGGAAACUUGUUGCGGCCUUGCAAAGGAAUAUUACUUUUUGGGCCUCCUGGAACUGGGAAAACUCUCCUUGCCAAGGCUCUUGCAACAGAAGCUGGGGCAAACUUUAUCAGCAUAACUGGUUCAACUCUUACAUCAAAGUGGUUUGGAGAUGCUGAAAAGCUUACCAAGGCUCUCUUCUCCUUUGCCAGCAAGCUCGCUCCUGUCAUUAUAUUUGUUGAUGAGGUUGACAGUCUGCUUGGUGCUCGUGGUGGUGCCUUUGAGCAUGAGGCAACUAGAAGAAUGAGAAACGAGUUCAUGGCAGCUUGGGAUGGAUUGAGGUCGAAAGACAGCCAAAGAAUCCUCAUUCUUGGUGCCACUAAUCGACCUUUUGACCUUGAUGAUGCUGUCAUUCGUCGCUUACCAAGAAGGAUAUAUGUGGACUUACCAGAUGCUGAAAAUCGUAUGAAGAUUUUGAGAAUUUUUCUUUCGCAAGAGAAUCUAGAACCUGAUUUUCAUUUUGACAAACUUGCUUACGCAACAGAGGGAUACUCCGGUAGUGAUUUGAAGAAUCUCUGUAUUGCUGCAUCAUAUAGACCUGUCCAAGAACUUUUAGAGGAAGAAAAGAAGGAAGGCAAAAGUGAUCUAGCUCCAGUCUUACGACCACUUAGUUUGGAUGACUUUAUUCAGUCAAAAGCCAAGGUUGGGCCAUCAGUUGCCUAUGAUGCUUCAAGCAUGAAUGAGCUGAGGAAAUGGAACGAACAGUAUGGAGAAGGUGGAAGUAGGAGAAAAUCACCAUUUGGUUUCGGGGACUAAUUUUACAGGUGUUCCAUUAAUUUAUUCUUCUUGAAGAAAUACCCCAAGUUUCACCCUUUUUUUUUCCCCUUUUUCCUGGGGCCUGGUAGUGUUGAUGUAUUCCUAGGAGGAAAUUUCUUCUUCAUCCUUUUUAAGCGGAUGAGAUAGAGGCCUUGUUGUAAUGCAGCUCUUCUAUAGAAUAGCGCCCCCCCUCCCUACAUAAUUUUCUGGCAUUAGUUGUGCCGUGUCUAAGGGUGCUAAUGUUACACAAUUUUCUCCAAUUUUAUGAGUAGGCAUUUAAUAAUUUUGAACA